AUGUGGUCCCUCGUAUCCUUUCGAGCUUCUCAACGACGGCAGCUCUUUUCAGUUGCCGCCCUCGUAUUCUUCUUUUUCUGCGCCUACACUCUACUACGGAUACCACCGGACCAAUCUGGGGGGUACCAGGUACAGACACAAAGACAAGAACAAGCACCAAUACAACCUCAGUCAACUCCAGGAUCAGAAGGCACAGAAGAUAAGACGUCGACUGAAGGAAGCCCAAACCCCAAGGCAGUCCCCGAAUCAGGGGUGCAUCCCAUCACAUAUCUCGUCAAAAAUGCGCAGCGCGAGUUUGAAGAGGUCAAGGCCCGGCAAUCCAAGUCUCUCCAGGAGGCAGUUGUCGAGUACCGUCGGAGAUAUGGAAUGCCACCUCCGCCUCACUUUGACAAGUGGUAUCAGUUUGCCAAGGACAAUGGGGUCAAGCUAAUUGAUGAGUUUGACAAUAUUUACGACCUUAUCACGCCGUUUUGGGGACUCAGGCCCAAGACUAUUCGAGCUCGAGCCAGAGAGGCAUUGGGAUUCGACAACGGGCUGAUUGGAGUGUCAAUCCGUGAUCACAAGAUCACUUAUAUCCAGAAUGGCGUCGAAUGGCAGCAGAAUGCCACAAAGGGCAUGAUGACAAAGUUUCUCCAGUAUCUCCCAGACAUGGACCUUGCUUUCAACUUCCAUGACGAAUCCCGAGUUAUUCUAUCUCACGAGGAUCUGGCGAGAUUGGUCAAGACGGCACAAGAAAAGUACAUGCCCGCAGCUUUUGCUGUUGAGAAACCCGCCAACGACUUUACCAAGACCAACUCGGAGCUUCAUGAUGGAAAGUCGUUUGAGGAGACGACUCUCUCACGGUUCAACUUCUUUGCACACCAGUCGACUUGGUCCCAUUCCCGCCUGUCAUGCCCGCCAGACACUCCAGCCCGGUCUAUCGAGGAUGAUGAGAGCGUCGAUUAUCGGAGCAGGUACGGUAUGAGCGACCUCGGUUUUGUAUACAACACCACCGCCAUGUCCGAUAUCUGCCUCUCGCCCUCUCUCAGGUCGACGUUUGGCUUCUUUGGUGGUCCCAACGCAUACGGCAUCGUUCAAGACCUCUUCCCAAUCUUUUCUCAGUCCAAGAUCUCGUCCUACAGCGACCUCCUCUACCCUUCCACAUGGGACUGGGCUGGCAAAGUGGAAUACGACGAGGACAUGGACAUGGAAUGGGCCAAGAAGGAGAGCAAGCUGUACUGGCGUGGCUCUACGACAGGAGGAUACAGCCGCGAUGGCCGCUGGCGACGACAGCACCGCCAGCGUCUCGUCCAGAAGCUCAACGCCCGCGAUCAAGCUCACAUCCUCACCAGCCAGAGCACACCUCCCUGGGGUGCCAGCGAGGUGCCCCGCGGCGAAUAUCGCGACCUCGUUGAUGUGCACUUCUCUCACAUCGGGCAGUGCGACCCAGGCGACUGCGAGGCCCAGAGGGCAUUCUUCAACGUGACCGAUGCUGUGGACCAACAGGACGCCUGGCGCAAUAAGUACCUCCUCGACAUGGACGGCAACGCCUUCUCGGGCCGCUUCGGCGCAUUUCUACGUAGCAAGAGCCUCGUCUUCAAGCUCGCCGUCUUUCGCGAGUGGCACGCUGAAUGGCUUAGACCAUGGGCUCACUACAUACCCUUCAGCGUCCAGGGCGACGACUGGCUCGAGGCGGUGCGCUUCUUUGACAGCGAGGAGACUGCCCGCGGGGAAGGCGAGCGAAUCGCCAUGGCGAGUCGGGAGUGGGCGAACCAAGCUUUCCGUCAGGUCGACAUGGAGGCGUGGUUCUUUCGAUUGAUGCUAGAGUACGCUCGGGUGAUAGAUAAUAAGAGAGAAGUGAUUGGCUAUGAUCGCGCCAGCGCCAGCAAGAAGCUUCCUACAACAGAGGGAACUGACUGA
Molecule: messenger RNA, 1899 nt
Organism: Fusarium keratoplasticum
Lineage: Eukaryota; Fungi; Ascomycota; Sordariomycetes; Hypocreales; Nectriaceae
Exons: 2
Coding region: 1-1899 (632 amino acids)
Source: RefSeq, a predicted model, not a curated record